AUGUACGUCCGCCUUUGCGCCCUGGCUUUCGCAGCCAGCCUGUUCUCGACGCCUACUCUUGCCAUAUCCGCCGACCAGAUACCCUCCGAUACCCCCGUGUCUUCCCUCCUGACAACCGCUCAAGCUCAUCUGUCCAAGGGCCAGACGUCUGAUGCACUUGUAUAUUACGAUGCCGCUGUCGCCCGCGACCCAUCAAACUACUUGACACUUUUCAAGCGCGCGACAACCUACCUCUCCCUCGGCCGCACCAACCAGGCAACUGAAGACUUCAACAAGGUUUUGUCACUCAAGCCCGGCUUCGAGGGUGCCCACGUGCAACUGGCCAAGAUCAAGUCGAAAACCGCAGACUGGGAUGGCGCAAGGGAGCAGUACAGAUUGGCCAAAAAAGACCCCGCCUCGCCUGAGCUCGCUGCUCUCGAUGAGGCCCAGGGCGCCACCCAUCUCGCUGAGUUGGCCGAGAAGAGUGGCGACUGGGAAGCCUGCGUAGGACAUGCCGGCCAGGCCAUCAUGACUGCAAAUCGAGCCAUUUCUCUGCGCGAGAUGAGAUCGCGCUGUCGUUUCCAGCGGGGUGAGGUCGAGGAGGGUAUGAGCGAUCUGCACCACGUGCUGCAGAUGAGGCCGGGGGACACGACGCCACACAUCAAGAUUGCCGCCAUUACCUUUUACGGACUCGGUGACCUCCAGAACGGCAUGGCCCAGACGCGGAAGUGCCUGCACUCCGACCCCGAUUCGAAGCCCUGUAGGAAGCUUCUGAAGCAACAAAAGGCCAUUGAAAAGACCCUCAACAGGGUCAACAAGGCUUUCGAGAAGAACCAGCCCAUGACUGGCGUCAAGCUGCUUAUCGACUCCGCCGACGAGACCGGAUUGAUCACCAACAUCAAGAACCAAGUCGAGGAAUUACGCGCCGACAGCACCAUACCCUCUGGCGCACAAUCAUUGCUGUACAUUCAAGUGGCAGAAAUGGCGUGUCAGGGAUACUACGACAUGAACGGCAAGAAGGCUAAACAGUACUGUGAGGAGGCUGUCGCCCUCAAUGAGCAAUCGUUCUAUGGCCUGCUGUACCGCGCCAAGGUUAUGAUGGAGAAGGAAGAGUUCGAAGCGGCCAUUAAUUCUAUCGAGGAGGCUAGCAAAGUCCGUCCAGACAAGAACGACAUUAUCCAACCCCUCAUGCAAAAGGCACAGAUCGCCCUGAAGCGGAGCAAGACAAAGGAUUACUACAAGGUGCUCGGUGUAUCUCACGACGCCGAUGAACGCCAGAUUAAGCAGGCAUACCGCAAGCUCUCUAAAAUCCAUCACCCCGACAAGGCUGCCAAGCAAGGACUCACGAAAGAGGAAGCGGAGAAGAAGAUGGCAUCUAUUAACGAGGCGUACGAGGUUCUCAGCAACCCUGAGCUCCGGGAACGUUUCGACCGCGGCGACGACCCGAACAACCAAGAGCAGCAAGGUAGCCCUUUUCAAGGUAACCCCUUUGGCGGUGGUCAUCCGUUCAUGUUCCAGCAGGGCGGCGGCGGUGGAGGUCAGCAAUUCCACUUCAAGUUUGGUGGAGGAGGCGGCGGUGGUUUUCCCUUCUAA
This is a messenger RNA of Colletotrichum orchidophilum, 1572 nucleotides long. Its product is annotated as DnaJ domain-containing protein. Bases 1 to 1572 code for a protein of 523 amino acids. Gene Ontology annotation, biological process: protein folding in endoplasmic reticulum. NCBI's taxonomy places the organism in Eukaryota, Fungi, Ascomycota, Sordariomycetes, Glomerellales, Glomerellaceae. Gene Ontology annotation, molecular function: protein-folding chaperone binding; misfolded protein binding. Gene Ontology annotation, cellular component: endoplasmic reticulum. The record is from RefSeq and is a predicted model, not a curated record. The transcript has 2 exons.